Molecule: messenger RNA, 1191 nt
Organism: Brassica napus (rape)
Lineage: Eukaryota; Viridiplantae; Streptophyta; Magnoliopsida; Brassicales; Brassicaceae
Exons: 3
Coding region: 1-1191 (396 amino acids)
Source: RefSeq, a predicted model, not a curated record
AUGGACAGAGAAACCUCGGACGUCAAUCUCUGGUGCCUGUCUCAAAGAGAAGACAAGCCACUUCACGAGUUCAUGAACAGAUUCAAGCUAGUAAGGGCAAGAGUCACCGGGAUCAGCGACAAAGUGGCAAUCGAUGCUCUGAAGAAAACCCUCUGGUACCGGUCGAAAUUCUGGCAAUGGGUAUCCCUUGAAAAACUGAGAACGAUUCAGGAUGCUCUUCAUAAGGCAACGGACUUCAUUGGAGAAGACAUCCAAGGCGAGCACAACUACACUAUCAAUUCCGAACAAGGGAAGACCUCCGGAAACACCUGGUCCAGGAACCAGUAUAAGAAUAACUCCUACUGCGAGUUCCACCAGACCAAAGGUCAUUCCACUACGAACAGCAAAGUUCUCGGCUCAAGGCUAGCCGCAAAACUGCUCGCUGGCGACCUCUCAAAGGUCACUAGCAUAAAAGACCUCAUCCUGGAUUCCGACCGCCCUCCCAGGACUGAUAAAGAGUCUCCCGAGAGGGACUCACGCGUAAACCAGUCUCCUGAGAGGGACGCACGCGCAAACCAGUCCUGGCGAAGAAGGCAGGAUGACCUUGGAGACAAUAAUACCUGCCGGAGGAUAAACAUGAUCAUCGGAGAAUUGCAAUUCUACCGCGACUUUGUUUCAUCCAUCAAGGCCUACGGAAGAAAGGCGGAAACAAGUUCUAACUGGACGACUCGGUCCCUGACCGACAACGCUCCAAACGAUAAGAUUGUUUUCGAGGAGGAGGAAACCGUCGGACUCGAUAAACCUCACUGCGACCCGCUGGUCAUCGACUUGGUGAUUCGAGAGCUCGAAGUGGGAAGAAUCCUCAUAGACACAGGCAGCACGGUCAUCGUCAUUUUCUGCGACCCUCUCUGGAGAAUGAACAUCAAACUCGGGGAAGUCGUCCCGGAACCAAAACCACUAACCGGUUUUUUGGGCACAACAUCAAUGACCCUCGGAUCGAUCAAACUUCCGGUCAUGGCAAGGGAAGUCACGAAAAUCGUUGACUUUGCCGUAGUCGAUAACCCGGCCAUCUAUAAUGCAACGGGUCCGGACAGCGACGCGAUCCCGGAGUCCAUCGCCCUACCAGCGGAAAACCCGACUCACGAAACGGCCGCCGAUUUAACUAAAGCCUCAAUGGCCGAAGUAACAGAAAUGGCCCUAUCCAACGAGUAG